UAACGAGCGGCCCGGAAGAAAUCAAAUCAGUGGGUCGUGCUUACCACAUGAAGAUGGCGGAGGAAGAUUCGGACUCCAUGCAUUGUCAUGGGGCUGCGCCGAGCAUUUCGACAACCGGAGAGGCCGAGCAAGAAAGCAAGAAGCAACAAGAAUAAGAGAGAGGCCACACGUCCCCUCUCUGAUUUCUUCUUCUUCUUCUUCUCGGCGAGAGAGAGAGCCCUAGAUUCUCUCCGAUUGUGGCUAAAAUGGCGGAACCGGAGGAUGCAAAGACGGCAUCGGCUAACAAGGCACCAAUUCCACAUUAUAUGAAGGCGAUAUCGGGCUCCCUCGGAGGAAUCGUGGAGGCGUCAUGUCUGCAACCCAUCGACGUCAUCAAGACGCGUCUGCAGCUCGACCGCGGCGGCGCUUACAAGGGUAUCGUCCACUGCGGCUCCACGGUGGCGCGAACGGAGGGAGUUCGCGCGCUCUGGAAGGGCUUGACGCCGUUCGCUACUCAUCUAACUCUCAAAUACGCCCUUCGGAUGGGAUCCAACGCCGUCUUCCAGUCCGCUUUCAAGGACUCCGAGACCGGCAAGCUCAGCAACCGCGGCCGUCUUCUCUCUGGGUUUGGCGCCGGCGUCCUCGAGGCUCUCGCCAUUGUCACGCCGUUUGAGGUGGUGAAAAUUAGACUUCAGCAACAAAAAGGAUUAAGCCUUGGCCUCUUGAAGUACAAGGGACCCAUACACUGUGCCCGAACAAUCGUUAGAGAAGAAGGAGUGCUUGGCCUCUGGGCAGGAGCUGCUCCAACCGUUAUGCGCAAUGGCACGAACCAAGCAGCCAUGUUCACAGCCAAGAAUGCAUUUGACGUCCUCCUAUGGCACAAACACGAAGGAGAUGGGAAAGUGUUGCAGCCGUGGCAGUCAAUGAUCUCAGGCUUCUUGGCAGGCACAGCUGGUCCAAUCUGCACAGGACCAUUCGACGUGGUCAAGACGAGGCUGAUGGCUCAGAGUCGAGAUGGGGAAGGAGGGUUGAAAUAUAGAGGGAUGGUCCAUGCGAUAAGGACAAUAUACGCAGAGGAAGGGGUAUUGGCGCUGUGGAAAGGGCUUUUGCCGCGGCUAAUGAGGAUUCCACCGGGACAAGCCAUCAUGUGGGCCGUGGCUGAUCAGAUCAUUGGCCUUUACGAGAACCGAUACCUUCAUAAUGCUCCUAUUUGAUCUCUUCUCGAUUUGUAGUUUUUUUUUUGGUUUAAUUCCUUUUCUUUUUUGUCCCGAUUUAAUGGCCGGGCGCAAGCUUGGGAACUUGUUUGUUCUCCUCCUUUUGGGAAGGUUGAAUUUUUGAAAGAA
Tarenaya hassleriana is the source of this 1322-nucleotide messenger RNA. RefSeq names its product mitochondrial succinate-fumarate transporter 1. Gene Ontology annotation, biological process: succinate transport; transmembrane transport; fumarate transport. NCBI's taxonomy places the organism in Eukaryota, Viridiplantae, Streptophyta, Magnoliopsida, Brassicales, Cleomaceae. The transcript has 3 exons. The record is from RefSeq and is a predicted model, not a curated record. Bases 246 to 1193 code for a protein of 315 amino acids.